Molecule: messenger RNA, 2416 nt
Organism: Phymastichus coffea
Lineage: Eukaryota; Metazoa; Arthropoda; Insecta; Hymenoptera; Eulophidae
Gene: Not10
Product: CCR4-NOT transcription complex subunit 10
Exons: 9
Coding region: 104-2344 (746 amino acids)
Biological process (GO): mRNA catabolic process; negative regulation of translation
Cellular component (GO): CCR4-NOT complex
Molecular function (GO): protein binding
Source: RefSeq, a predicted model, not a curated record
CCGCAGCAGCCGCCUUUUUCCCAACUUUCGCGCGAUAAUUUAUGCAACGUUCGAUUGCUGGAUAAUCAAUUUAUUGCGAGAAAAAUAAAGAGGACUAUCGAUAAUGAAUACCAGUGAGUCGUCUACGGAAAAAGACUUGAAAGCACCAGGGAAUCUGGUGUCCGAACAGGAAAGUUCCCUCGCCCGGGAAGCGCAAAACGAGUAUGUUAAAAAUGAUUUCGUGGCCUGCAGUUAUCUACUGGAAAAACUAGAGGUGUUGAGGCCUCAAGAUUUGAAAGUCACUCACAAUAAGAUCCUUACUGACUAUUGCAAAAGCAUAGAGACAACAAGGAUCGAGGUGCUUAGGAAGAGUCUGAAUGCCAUCAGUGCACAAAAUACAGGAGCUGCUAAAGCGACAGAUGUCGAGGAUGUUGAUAGAAGUGUGCUUAAAUACAAUCAGGCAGUGAUAUUGUAUCACAUGGGGCAGUAUCAGGCUGCACUGGAAAUUGUAAAUAUUUUGUUUGCUAUCAUUGAACCUAUGGAGGAAAGUUUUGUACAUAAAGUAUGUCUUUUACUCAUCGAGCUCCAUUUGAUCCUGGGAAGGCCAGAUACUGCUCUUGCACUUGUUAAUUAUAUAGAAAGUCAAUUCACAUCUACUGCUGAUACCUCAAAGUCUGCAUUAGGUGAACAAGGUCAGAAUCAGAAAAAUGAUAAUAUAAUUAAGUCAAAUGCUAGAUCUGCUAACUCAUCUGUAGCUGAUAAGGAACAAAAAAAAGACAGCAUUGACAUUGCUACUGAUGCGUUUCGUAUUAAGCUGCUCAAAUAUAAAUUGAAAAUUUAUUUAAAGACACUACAGUUGAAACUUUGCAAAAAGGAGUGGAAAACCUUAGUGUCUUUAGGAAUGCCUACAAAUAUCUCAACAAUAUUUUUGAAAGCUAACUUGGAAUACCUGAGAAAAAAUUUUAAAAAAGCUAUGAAACUUUUAAACACUCUAAAACCUGAAGAAUGUCCUGAAUUUAGAACUUCUGGAGAAUGCAUUCCUGUUCUUUAUUAUAACAAUGUAGCUAGUCUUCAUUUUGCAAUGGGAAAGCCAAAUUUAGCCUGUUUCUAUCUGAAAGCAGCUCUAGAAGAAAAUAAGAAAGCUCUUGAUAGUAUAAAAGCAACGGAAAAUUCAAAUAAUUCACAAUUAUCACCACUGCAUACUCUUGGAAAAAACAAACAUUAUGAAUUAAUAUAUAGUUUAGGUGUGAGUUUUUUAUACUCUGGUCAGCCAACAAAAGCAUUUGAUUGCUUUACUGAAGCAGCUCAGCAAUUCCACAACUGUGCGAGUCUCUGGUUGAGAAUGGCUGAAUGUUGUAUACUUUGUCAUAAAUCUUCGAACAAAAUUGAUUUUGAUCUUACAAAUAGACGUAAAGAUAUAGUAGAAAAUGUUGUUGGAGAAAAUAACGGUAUAAGUGUUAGUAGGAAAUUCAUUUUAGCUAGUUCAUUAUCAAAAAAUUAUAAAUACAGCUCAGAAGGCUUGUCAUAUGCUAUACCACAGCCCACAUUAGAAUAUGCAAUGCUGUGCCUUAAAAAUGCUAUUUUCCUACUACCAAAGACAUCUUAUGAAGAUACCAAUCUACCAAUAGCUAACAUAUCUUUAGAAGAUAGCACCAAGAAAACAAUAAUUGGACAACAACAAUCAAGUUUUCUUGUUACACUUGCAUCGUCAGCUAAAUUAGCUAACAAUACAAAUUCAACAACUCCAAUCAAUCCAUCUCAUAGUUCUACCAAAGCAACUCCAUCUCAAUUUACUAUAAUUGAAAAUUUGAACCUGAAAAUUAGUAUUUUAACUGCAAGUGCUUACACUGCACUGUGUCUGGGUGAUUACAAAUUAGCUUUGGAGCAUGCUAAAUCAUUGCUUAGCAUUAAUAAACUACCUGGAGCACAUUGGUUGCUUGGUAAUUUGUAUGCAGCAGAGAGUCUAAUAUUUUUGGACAGGAUAUCUGAAGCUAUGGAGUACUUGAAGCCUGAGACAUUAGAAGAUCUCAACACUUAUGUACCUAUUGGAGAAGUUGUUGGAGAUAAGGAGAAAAUAAUUGAAGAAGUAAUAGAACAGAAAUCAAGUAAAGUUUCAUGGUAUCCACCAAACAUAGCUACAGCUAAAUCAAUUUUUCGGUACAAUUUAGCGGUUGCUUAUGCUAUUCGAGGAGAACUUGAUAAAUCAGGAGAAAUAUUGAAACAGGUAUGGACAUCAAAAGGUCCAGAUUGCGACGUUCCUAUUCAUGUUAUCAUGUUAGCUCUUUACAUUGAAUUACAAUUAGGUCAUAUUGAAAUUGCACGAUCUUUGAUUAAGCAGAACUACUGUUCAUCACAUCAGCAAUAAUAUGAAACGAUUGAUUCUUAUUUUUUAUUUCUUUUUUUGUAAAAAUUAUUUAUAUAAUGUAUCAAAAUGUAC